AUGACCUCCACACUGAAGUACGUCCUCCUGGGUAUUGCCAUUUUACUGCCUUGUAAUCUGGCCUUCCCGAUCCUUAGAAUCUCAGCGCAUCGCGAUGAGGACACGAACGAAAUGACGGCAGAACAGAAAUACAAACAGGCCUGUCUUUCUCCUCUCUCAAUCGUACAGAUCUACCUUGACCACUACUACCCAGAUGAUAAGAAACUCCACCAUAGCAUAAAGGAACGACUUGAAAUGAUGCAGAAAUUCUUCCAUUUGCAUGUAACAGGAACCAUGGAUGACGAAACUAAAAGAGUCAUGAAGCAGCCCAGGUGUGGAGUACCUGAUGUCUCGGAAUAUAAAACAAUGGAUGGAAACCCAAAAUGGGAUAAGAACAUUAUUACUUACAGAAUAAAUAACUACACUCCCGAUCUACCUCCAGCCACAAUAGAACAAACAAUAAAGAGGGCUUUUCAAUUGUGGGCCGAUGUUACCCCACUGACAUUCAUAAAAGCAGAAAAAGAGCCUGCUGAUAUUGAAAUAUGGUUUGCACGCCGUGCUCACGGUGAUUUCAAUCCUUUUGAUGGGCCAGGUGGAACCCUAGCUCAUGCUUUUGGCCCAGUCAAAGGAUCAGACAUCGGAGGAGAUGCUCACUUUGAUGAGGAUGAAAAAUGGUCCGAAUACAACACAGACGUGAACCUGUUCCUGGUUGCUGCACAUGAAUUUGGACAUUCUUUGGGGAUGGAUCAUUCGAGUGAAGUUGGUGCCUUGAUGUAUCCUACUUAUGAUUAUAGGAACCCAGACAAUUACACGCUUCCAGACGAUGAUAAGAAAGGAAUUCAGAGUCUUUAUGGAGGAAAAGACGACGGACACAAAAACAAUGAGUACGAUUAUGAUGACCAGGCUGAUUACUACUGCUGA
Eublepharis macularius is the source of this 900-nucleotide messenger RNA. RefSeq names its product matrilysin-like. Gene Ontology annotation, molecular function: metalloendopeptidase activity; zinc ion binding. The record is from RefSeq and is a predicted model, not a curated record. Gene Ontology annotation, biological process: extracellular matrix organization; collagen catabolic process; proteolysis. Lineage: Eukaryota; Metazoa; Chordata; Lepidosauria; Squamata; Eublepharidae. Bases 1 to 900 code for a protein of 299 amino acids. Gene Ontology annotation, cellular component: extracellular matrix. The transcript has 6 exons.